AUGGUAGAAAUACACGGUCACGCGAAGAAGUUUCCUAGCAAUGAACAAGACGCGGAGCCUAACCUUGAAGCUGCACUUGACAGCAUUCACUUGAGACGAGAGGCUGCGCCGGUAACUGGCAACGAGUUGACUGUCUACCUCUCAGUAACGAACUUGUUUUCUCGAGGUUUGUAUCUAAUCACUGCACACAACGAUAUAGGCUCGAGCGAGCCGUCGAGCGUUGUGACGGCUCGCACGAAGGGCCAAGCUCCCGUGGCUCCCCCGCUGUUCCAGUUCGUGACCAGCAACAGCACCCAGGCCACCCUGUACCUCACCCAGUGGGACUCUGGGGGCUGUCCCAUCUCCCACUUUGUUGUCCAGCUCCGCGACUCCAACAACCACUGGACUACGGUGAGCUCGGAGGUGUUGCCGAGCAGGACGUUCGCGGUGACGGGCUUGUCGGGCGGGGGGGACUACGACAUUCAGGUUACGGCGCACAACGCAGCCGGCGCCACCAGGGCGCUCUACUCCAUCUCUACCCCGCUACCACAAACUGAUGGAUCACCGACGGCAUGGGGCGGUCCCAGCGGUCAAAGCAGAGACGAUCGCAACUCGCCGCUGUGGCGCGACCUGCGCAUUCUCAUCCCUAUGGCGCUGUCCACACUCGCCCUAAUGGCCACACUCGUCAGGAUCUGCAUCUGCGUCAGGAGAAGCAAAACCGUGACAAAACACAACCCUGCUGAUGACGAAGUGGCUGAUGGCGGAGCAUCGAAGAUUGCUCAGGACGGCCACGACUCUUCCAUGCUCAGGGAGAAACAGGACCUCGAAAACCCAGUCAAGGCGCGCUCACAUUUCCAAAGAUUUCCGCAGCCUUUGCCGAACGUAGACGACGUUCGGAAUGAUUACCCAGGGGAGUCGGACGUGUAUCACUACGCGGACAGCACCUACCAUCUAGGGGCGCUAUCACCGAUACCCCAAGCCCCGCUGUCCCGACCUCCGUACGAGGCGAGGGACGGGGCCUAUACAGAGGACACGAGCCAGAGGAGCUACGCUACUCUUGUGUACCAAAUACCGUCGCUCAAUAAUGUCGACAGCCCUAAUGCUGUGGAAGGCUCCUCGUCGGACGAAAAUUAUGCCAGCGCCAUCCCCUCGAAAAUGUCUCGAGGUUACCGCGGGCAGGCGAGGCCGGAGAGUUCAGUUGCACUCCGGGGCGUUGAGAACCGCCAGAGACGUCCGCCUCGACACAUUUCUUUCCCAUCCCAAUGUUAUGAGUAAUUCUAUAACAUUUGAAGCCUAACGGGAAUGUAGAAGUAGCAUAACAUUAAGAUUGAUAGGAAUGGGGAAGUAUACGGUCAACUUAAAGUGAAAAACCGCCCAAAAAUUAAUUUUAUAUAGGUAUCUGAAAAACAGCCCAAAAAG
Hyalella azteca is the source of this 1398-nucleotide messenger RNA. RefSeq lists its product as uncharacterized. Gene Ontology annotation, molecular function: protein binding. The transcript has 8 exons. The record is from RefSeq and is a predicted model, not a curated record. The coding region runs from base 1 to 1254 and encodes 417 amino acids. Lineage: Eukaryota; Metazoa; Arthropoda; Malacostraca; Amphipoda; Hyalellidae.